UUGUAAGAAACAAAGUACAAUCAACGCAAACCCAAAACGCUCCCAAAAAUAAAAAUAAAAAAACAAAAUCAGCAUUUUAUUAACAAUAAAAAAAGUCAGCUCAAUUGUGUCACCAUUUUCAAUUUUCAAUUUUCAAUUUUCAAUUUUCAGACAUCUGAAAACCUUUCUAAUUUUAGUCAAUUUCUACAACCCACUCCAAAUUUUUGCCUGUCUAUUCAAACACAAAAAACCACUCUGUUUUCCCCUCUACUAGAUUCUAUCCACAUUAUCUUUGCCCAACUUCUCUUGCAAAUUGUUGUUACUAAAACAGUUUCUUGUUAAUCUGCGUAUCGGCUCCGUAACUGGAAGUUUCGGUUUGGCGUUUUUUCAACGGGCCUAGUAAAAAGAUGAAAAGAAUAAUAAAGUGUUGAAGUUGAAAGUGCAAUUGUUCUUUUUUGGCUUUCUUAAUGACACUCAAUUUCUUCCAUUACAAGGCAACUGAAGAAGAAGAUUUUUAAGGUUAUACAGUAAAAUCACUAGUUUUUUCUUUUCUGUUUCUCUCUCUUCAUUUAUUUAACUUUUAGCCCACAAAAUAUUUGUUCAACUACUACUCUACCCCCAUUUCAAGAUCUUGGGAUUUGUUCCGAGUUGGAGAUUGAAGUGGAAAAAUUGUCACUUCAAUUUCAAGUUGUUGUUAGUUGGGGUUUUUCUAUUUUUUCUGGGUAAUUUUUCCUGGGAAAUUAAUUUCAUUUUUCUAGGAGGUUGUGUUGUUGUCUUUUCAAAUAAACAAUUAAUUUGAGGGUUGAAUAUCUUGCCUUUGAAUUUUUUUCUUCAAUUUUUAAAAGGAAUUAUCCCCAUAUUUCAUGGUACCUGAAUCUGAUUGCAGAUCUCAGUGUAGGUUCAUUACUUGUAUUGUGUCUGGUUGCUUCAUUUAGAAGUUGCUGUUUUUGAAAUGGGUAGUUCUUAAACUUGUCCAAAAUUAAAUUCAAGAAAUUGGGUUUCUUAGGAUUUUUGUGGGAUUUCAUGAUUUUAUGCAAUUGGGCAUUGAAAAGCACUUGUAUUCUAUAUUGGUGGGAUUGGUCAUUAAUUUGGUGAAUUGGGGUGAAUUCAGGCGAUUUUCGGGUUGUAUUGAGUACCUGAUGGUUUGGAGAGUUAGAAUUUGUGUAAUUUGAGUGACAAAUUUGGCAAUGGUAGAAAUGCAAGUUAUAUCAAUUACUUUCCUGAAAUGUGUGUUAUUAGUUUGGUUUGUGGUUUCUAUUCCUGGGUUUGAAACCCUAAGCCAGGCAUGUGAUCCAAAUGACCUUUUGGCUCUGAAGCAAUUUGCUGGUAAUCUUACAAAUGGGGCAAUUGCCUUAACUUGGGGCAACAACACCACCACCACAAACUGCUGUAAAUGGGAUGGUGUUUCCUGUGAUGAUAACAAUAGCAGCAGCAAUAGCAAUGUGUCUGUUGCAAGUAGAGUGAUCAGGUUGAUUCUAAGAAAUAAGGGUCUCAGAGGAGUAAUUUCGCGCUCUCUUGGUCAGUUGGAUGAGUUGCAGAUUCUUGAUCUUUCAGGGAACUAUAUUGAAGGUGGAUUGCCUUCAGAACUGUCCAAUUUACGGCAGCUGGUUUUUGUGGAUGUCAGUAUCAACAAGCUCUCUGGAUCAGUUUUGGAAGCUUUUGCUGGUCUGAAAAAUGUCCAAACCUUGAAUCUUUCGAGCAAUUCUUUCAAUGGGACACUUGAGGAUUUUGGGUUGUUCCCUGAAUUGGCUGUGUUCAAUAUAAGCAACAAUACGUUCGCUGGACAAGUCGAUUCACGAAUUUGCAGUUCGAGUAAGGUCAAGGUCAUAGAUAUCUCGAAGAAUCAGUUCAGUGGUGUGCUUCAUAGCUUUGAGAAUUGUACCUCAUCUCUUGAGCAGUUGCAUGCAGGUGAUAAUUCGCUUUCUGGGAAUCUUCCGAGCUCUAUCUAUGGCAUGUCUUUGUUGGAGCAGCUGUCAAUACCUUGCAACAAUUUCUCUGGCGCGAUAACUGAUGAAAUCAGUAAGCUUUCAAACCUUACAAACUUGAUCAUUUCUGGCAACCACUUUUCUGGGCCAUUUCCUGAUGUAUUUGGUAAGCUAACCAAAUUAGAGCAAUUUGUUGCACAUACAAAUCAUUUCUCUGGGCGAUUGCCUGUGAGUCUGUCUCAGUGCACCAAGCUUCAGGUGCUUGAUCUUAGAAACAAUUCUUUCUCAGGUCCUAUCAAACUUGAUUUCACCGGACUGUCUGAACUUACUGUACUUGAUCUUGCCAGUAAUUUUCUCAAUGGAACCAUUCCCGUUUCACUUUCUAGUUGCACCAAACUGCAAACUUUGAGCAUGGCUAAGAAUGAAUUACAGGGUGAGGUACCCAAAAGCUUUGGAAACCUUGCAUCUCUUUCCUUUUUCUCAAUGUCCAACAACAGCUUGAUGAACUUGUCAGGAGCAUUGACAACUUUGCAGCGAUGCGAAAAUCUUAUUACCCUUAUUCUUACUAGAAACUUCCAUGGUGAAGACAUCCCAACAAGUUUGUCAGGGUUUGAUAAGCUAAGAGUUAUGGCACUUGCCAACUGUGGUUUACGCGGUGAGAUUCCUGUUUGGUUGCGGAAUUGUGACAAGUUGGAAGUCCUUGAUUUGUCAUGGAAUCACUUGAAUGGGAGCAUUCCUUCAUGGAUUGGGCAGAUGGAGAAUGUGUUUUACUUGGAUUUCUCUAACAAUUCGCUUUCAGGGGAGAUUCCAAAGACUUUAAUGCAACUCAGCAGUCUGAUCAAUUCACGUAAAAGUUCAUCUGAUCCUUCUCCGAUAAAUGGUAUCCCACUGUAUGUGAAGAGGAACAGUUCUUAUGGUUUGCAGUAUAACCAAGUCUCCAGUUUUCCACCUUCUCUAUAUUUGAGCAACAACAGAUUUAAUGGGACUAUACCAUUUGAGAUAGGGAGGUUAAAGCAACUCCAUGUGCUAGAUCUCAGCAGGAAUAACAUCACGGGGACAAUUCCUGAUUCUUUAUCAAACAUGCUGAAUCUCGAAACCUUAGAUUUGUCUUUCAAUGAUCUACAAGGAUCAAUACCUCCAUCGCUUAAUAAUCUCUCAUUUCUUUCGAAAUUUAGUGUUGCACAUAAUCAGUUACAGGGACCAAUACCAUCAGGAGUGCAGUUUCAGAGCUUUUCAAACUCAAGCUUCGAGGGAAAUCCAGGCCUUUGUGGGUCAACUCAAGCUCCUUCUUGUAGCAGUUUCCACAAUAUGAAGAAUCCUUCUGUCUCAAGAAAUAAAUCCCGAAGAAGAAGAAGCAUCAUUGGGAUAACAAUUAGUGUUAGUGUGGGUAUUGCCAUGCUCCUGGCGGUCCUUUUGAUGAAAAUGUCGAGAAGAGAUUCUCGAGCUUCUUCUAUCGAUGAUCUGGAUGAUGAGAGUGGUCGGCCUCCAAGAUUGUCUGAAGGGUUUGCUGCUGCAAAACUAGUGCUAUUCCAGAACUCAGAUUGCAAGGAUUUAACAGUUGGGGAGUUGUUGAAAUCAACUGAUAAUUUCAGUCAGGCGAAUAUUAUUGGUUGUGGUGGAUUUGGUCUAGUAUACAAAGCUAGCCUACCAGAUGGAAGCAAAGUUGCUAUAAAGAGGCUUUCUGGGGACUGUGGUCAAAUGGAACGUGAAUUUCGUGCAGAAGUGGAAGCUUUAUCAAAGGCUCAGCACAAGAACCUUGUUUCCUUGCAAGGCUACUGUCAGAUAGGAGACGACAAGUUGUUGAUUUACUCGUUUAUGGAAAACGGAAGCUUGGACUACUGGUUGCACGAGUGCAUUGAUGGUGGCUCAGCACUUAAUUGGACUGCAAGAUUGAGGAUAGCUCAAGGUGCUGGUCAUGGUUUAGUAUACCUCCAUAAGGUUUGUGAGCCAAAUAUAGUCCACAGAGACAUAAAAUCUAGCAAUAUUCUUCUUGAUGAGAAAUUUGAAGCCCAUUUGGCGGAUUUUGGACUGUCGAGAAUGCUUCACCCUUACGACACACAUGUAACAACAGAUUUGGUUGGAACUCUCGGCUACAUUCCUCCUGAAUAUAGCCAGGCGUUAACUGCCACCUUCAAAGGUGAUGUUUACAGUUUUGGUGUUGUCCUUUUGGAGCUUCUUACUGGUAGGAGACCUGUUGAAGUUUGCAAAGGGAAGAAUUGCAGGGAUUUGGUUUCGUGGGUGUUUCAGAUGAAAUUGGAGAAGAAAGAAGAGCAGGUAAUUGAUCCAUUCAUUUGGGACAAAGAUUGGGAGAAGCAACUAUUGGAUGUUUUAUGUAUUGCUUGUAAGUGCUUGGAUCAAAAUCCCAGGAAAAGGCCUUCCAUAGACCAAGUUGUUUUAUGGCUUGACGCCAUUGAUGCCAGUUAGAAACUAGGAUUUACUUAGUGUCAGAAUAUAAUACCUUUCAUUCUGUAAAGAAGCUAUAGUUAUGUAUCAACAUUGCAGUUUUUUUUACUCUAUACAGACAACCAUAAUCUUUGUAUACCCGGGCCAUUUUUGGUCACUUCUUUUGGAAAUAAGCUUGAAAAGUUUUCCAAUUA
This is a messenger RNA of Spinacia oleracea (spinach), 4501 nucleotides long. Its product is annotated as phytosulfokine receptor 2. Gene Ontology annotation, biological process: protein phosphorylation. Bases 1167 to 4328 code for a protein of 1053 amino acids. The transcript has a single exon. NCBI's taxonomy places the organism in Eukaryota, Viridiplantae, Streptophyta, Magnoliopsida, Caryophyllales, Amaranthaceae. The record is from RefSeq and is a predicted model, not a curated record. Gene Ontology annotation, molecular function: protein binding; protein kinase activity; ATP binding.